Molecule: messenger RNA, 2459 nt
Organism: Fragaria vesca subsp. vesca
Lineage: Eukaryota; Viridiplantae; Streptophyta; Magnoliopsida; Rosales; Rosaceae
Product: tetrahydrocannabinolic acid synthase-like
Exons: 1
Coding region: 507-2126 (539 amino acids)
Molecular function (GO): oxidoreductase activity; FAD binding
Source: RefSeq, a predicted model, not a curated record
AACAAACAUAAGCUAAACAGAAGCAAUGAUAGUGCACGAGAGACUAACCUAAGAAGUAUUUUCUCUUUGCUCAAUUUCCUCUGCAGCAGACCUUGUUCAUUUCUAGAAGUUCCGUAAUUGCUAUACAGCGACCCUUCACUUCAUAUAUGUUUGGUCCUCUUUACAAAACUUCAGGUUUACUAACACCAUAGAUUAAAAGCCUCACCACAUUUUUGCAGCAUAUGGUCUCAGCUUCCCACCAGGUCUCUGCCGUAUUGGUGGUGCUGUGAACUAUCUCAGUGAUGGUAGGCGGGGAACUCUACUAAGAAUAUUUGGGGGUUGAAGUCAAUAUUCCACAAAACUCAUAAAAUUGAGACCAUUUAGGCUAUGUGAUCCCAACACCAUAUGACAUGUGCAUUAGCUCAUCAAGUGAACACUAAUGCACAUUCAUGCUUCUAUAAAGAACCCACACAUACACUAAGCUGAUUCCUCAACAACACCCAAAGCCACUGAAACAAGGCAACAAGAUGAAUUCAAACUCUUCAGUUUUCUCCCUGUUUCUUUUCAUCUUGUUAUCAUCUUCAUUGGCACUACCACCAUCUUCAAAACAAAAUAGUUUUCUCCAAUGCCUCUCAUAUCAUUCUAAAGCUUCUAUUCCAUUCUCUAGUACCUUUUUCACUCCAGACAGUUCAGCAUUCACUACCGUCCUAAAUUCAACAGCACAAAACCUCAGGUACUUGGUCCCAUCAAAACCAAAGCCAGAGUUCAUUUUCACACCAACGCAUGACUCCCAAGUUCAAUAUGCUGUAAUUUGUUCAAAACAGCUUGGGAUACAUCUCAGGGUCCGAAGCGGAGGGCAUGAUUACGAAGGUCUCUCAUAUGUGUCCCAAAUUGAAACACCUUUCAUUAUCGUAGACCUUGCCAAGCUUCGGUCAGUUAAUGUUGAUAUCCGAGCCAAUAGUGCAUGGAUUCAAGCUGGAGCAACUAUAGGUGAAGUUUACUACAGAAUUGCACAGAAAAGCAGAAACCAUGGCUUUCCAGCAGGUCUUUGCACGAGCUUAGGAGUGGGAGGCCAUAUAACUGGAGGUGCAUAUGGUACUAUGAUGAGGAAAUAUGGCCUUGCAGCUGAUAACGUCCUGGAUGCCAGAAUAGUUGAUGUCAACGGCAGAAUUCUUAACCGAAAGACCAUGGGAGAAGACCUGUUUUGGGCAAUCCGAGGUGGUGGAGGAGCAAGCUUUGGAGUCAUCCUGUGGUGGAAGAUAAAGUUGGUUCCUGUUCCAUCAACUGUGACAGUUUUUACAGUUGCCAAGACCUUGGAACAAGGUGCCACAAAGCUGCUUCACAUAUGGCAACAAGUAGCUGCAACUAAGCUCGAUAAAGAUCUCAAUAUAAGAGUUUUGAUACAACCAACAGUACUUGACAGCAAAAGUGGCAAGAGAACUGUCACAACUCUUUACCAAGGUCAAUUCCUAGGAGGUGUUAAAAGGCUCCUCAAUGUUAUGCAAACUGGGUUCCCCGAACUGAAUUUGACAAGAAAAGAUUGUACACAAACAAGCUGGCUCAACUCUGUGAUGUACAUAGCAGGUUAUGCAACUGGAACUCGGCCUGAGGUUUUGCUUCAAGGGAAACCCACGUUCAAGAACUACUUCAAAUCAAAAUCAGACUUUGUCAAGGACCCUAUUCCUGAAACUGCGCUUGAGGGGCUAUGGAAAAGAUUGUUGGAAGAAACCGCUCCUCUGAUCAUUUGGAAUCCAUAUGGGGGAAUGAUGAGCAAAAUAUCAGAGUCAGCAAUACCCUUCCCGCAUAGAAACGUUCUCUUCAAAAUUCAGUAUUUGACUACAUGGCAAGGUGCAAAUGAAAACGAGGCAAAGCACAUAAAUUGGAUUAGGAAGCUGUACACCUACAUGGCACCUUAUGUAACAAAGUCCCCAAGGCAAGCAUACGUGAAUUACAAGGAUCUUGAUUUGGGGAUAAACAAGAAAAAGAACACUAGCAUCGCUGAAGCAAGUGCAUGGGGUAACAGGUAUUUCAAGGGCAACUUUAACAGAUUGGUAAAGAUUAAAACCAAAGUUGAUCCUCAAAACUUCUUCAGGCAUGAACAGAGCAUCCCACCUCUUGCGCUCCAGGCAAGAAAAACCAGAACCUAGUUAUAAUGGUAAUAACACAGUAAGAGUCAGCUCAGACUGUUGUGUUUUUUUUUCUCUCUUUCCUUAAAUAAUAAUCACUUUGGCAAGAUAGCAAGAAUAGCCAAAACAUGGGGUGAGUAGAGACUAACUACUCACCAAACCGAAGGCCUCAGCAUCCAGUUUUCGGCUAGUCUUGAAAUUUUGUUCAAAGGAUAUUUAUUUCAAGAGUAAAGUUUUGCUAGUUUUGAGAAACCUCAAGGCCUUGAUUGGUUUUCAAAGUAUGUACUUUGUUAAAAUAAUUCUCAAAUAACUGAGGAAAGCUUAGUCUUAGCAUUCAAUUGUAAUGUAACAUUG